Lecanosticta acicola is the source of this 1194-nucleotide messenger RNA. The record is from the annotation of a GenBank genome assembly. NCBI's taxonomy places the organism in Eukaryota, Fungi, Ascomycota, Dothideomycetes, Mycosphaerellales, Mycosphaerellaceae.
AUGGAAGCCAAAGGUCGAUUCGGCCUCCCUCUAUUUGCCCCCAAGAACGUCGCUGCCUGGGCGUUGAAACCCAAACAGAGACCUCUCACCGUCGACUCGGCACCGUACACCAAACCACCAAAGGGCCACGUCGUCAUCAAAGCCUUCGAUGUCGCCGUCAACCCCAUCGACUGGCUUCUUCAGGACGACGAUCUCUUCCAUUCCGAUUAUCCCACGGUUUUCGGACAGGAUGUCGGGGGAGAGAUUCAGGACGUCGCGGAUGAUGUCGAGGACUUUCAGAUCGGGACGAGGGUGAUUGCGUGCGUUGUCUCCCAUUCAGAGCAAGAGGGUGUCUCUGGUUAACGAUUUUCUGCAGGCAUUGUGCACGAGCACCCGAUGUCGACGUACCGCCUGGCGCCACUGGUGCUUUCCAGAGAUAUGUGGUCGUGCAGAAGAGUGCAGUCGCAGAACUACCCUACAAGAUCCCCUCUUCCGUCGGCGUGGUGCUACCACUGGGAAUUUCCACCGCAGCAGCCGGUCUGUUCCAGGAGGGCUUCCUCGCAUUGCCACUGCCCAGCGCAGAAGACAAGCCCGAACCACUGGGCCGAACGGUUCUCAUCUGGGGAGGAAGCUCAAGCGUAGGGUCAUGCGCCAUUCAACUCGCAGUCGCAGCCGGAGCGGAGGUCAUCACCACCGCAAGUCCCAGGAACUUCGAUUACUGCAAGGAACUUGGCGCUGCCGAGGUUUUCGAUUACCAUGCUGAAGACGUGGAAGAUGACAUCGUCCAAUGGUUGGAGGAGAAGACGGUUGCGGGUGCUUAUCACACCGUGGGUACGGAUGGCACUAUGCAGAGUUGUGCGAGGAUCAUGGAUCAGACGAAGGGGAAAGCGAUUGUGGUUUCGACGAGGGCACUACCGGAUGAUGGCAUUCCUAAGUCGGUGAGGACGAAGAUGGGUAAGUCGGAUGGGGAGAAUGCAAUCACAAUCGAUACGAAUGCUAACUUUCAUUACAGUCGGCGCGGCAGCCAUCUUUCAAAACGACGUCGGACCCAAGAUCUGGCGCGAAUUCCUGCCCAAGGCCCUCAAAGCAGGCACCAUCGUGCCCAAGCCCGAUGCAGAAAUCGUCGGUGAAGAACUCAGAUCCGUACAAGCGGGACUGGAUGCACAGAAGAAAGGCGUGAGCGCGAAGAAAGUCGUCGUCUCAUAUAUCUCGUAA